AUGGGCUACCUCAACACGCUGAAUCUGCCUGUGAGAAGCACCGUUUCGCGAAGACGCGCGCCGAUUGGACCCUGCUCUGCCUGCAAGCCCUCUGGCUCUCUUCCUCAGCAGCUCUUGGACCCAACCCAUCUUCUGCACUGGUCUCCAACCUCGAGGGAUGACGGGGACCUUUUGUCCUCCACUAGUCCCCAGACCUCCACCUACCACCUAAGAGGUCCUGCCCAGGCCAGCUAUGCCCUGGGAAGCUACCUGGAGGGCAUCCUUGUGGCCAGGGACCACCGGGGCAGGCCCAAGAGCCAUGGUGGGGAUCUGUUUAGGGCACGGCUGCUGGGUCCCAACCUGAAGGCAGGGGUCCCUGGGGAUAUCCAGGACCUGGGGAAUGGCACCUACCUGCUGUCCUUCCCUCUGCUCUGGGCUGGGCAGGCCCAGGUGCAAGUGCGGCUGAUCCAUUCAAGCGAGGCAGUUGGGGUUCUGCAGAGAAUCUGGAGAGACCAAUGGGCCACCGUUGAUUUCACGGGUUAUUUCCGGGGACCCACGGGAUAUGAAGAAAGUGCGACAUGCAAUGUUAACCCACUGUUAAUUGGGGAGGAAGAGUCUACCUGUCACUAUAGGGAUGAAGAUUCGGGUGAGCUCUGGUUCUGCGCUCGGCCACCGACCCUACCCUGUGAUUCACUGGUAGAACAUUCAAGUGGACAUUACUGGAAUGUGACCACACCACACGAUGAGGCUUUGAUGGCUUGGAAUGUGACAGACAAAGAGCUCCCUCAGGGUAUUUCUCCACUCUGGGUGGACAAGGAGAGCAACAGGAGUCUGGCCCCAAAGCCCUCUGGCUUCUACCACCGAGGUGUAUGGCACUCACUAUCCUGCUCCAGCCACUCCUUCUCCACUGCUGACAACAUCCUGGACUGCCUUACCGGCCAUAUCAUCCACAUGAUGGGGGACUCUACGCUUCGCCAAUGGUGGGAGUAUCUGCGUGACACUGUGCCCUCCCUGAAGCCAGUGGAUCUACAUGCCAUGUAUCAGACCGGACCCUUGAUGGCGGUGGAGACCACUCGGGGCAUAGUGCUGCACUGGCGAGCCCACAGCUGGCCAUUACGCUCUCUCCGCACCCCAGUGGCCUCCCUGCACUCUGUGGCCCGGGAGCUGGGGGGCUUAGCUGGGGGCCCCCACACUGUGGUGGUGCUGGGUCUUGGAGCUCACUUUACCACCUUCCCUCCAUCCAUCUUUGUCCAACGACUGGCAGGGAUCCGGGCAGCUGUGGUUGCACUGCUAGCUCGGGAACCCAGCACUCUUGUGGUCAUCAAGCUGGCCAACACUGGCUACAAGUCUGUGUAUGGCAGUGACUGGUUCACCCUCCAGGUGAACCGGCUCCUCCGAGCUGCCUUUGCUGACCUCCGUGUGGCCUUUGUGGAUGCCUGGGAAAUGACCUCCAGCCUGGCCCUGCCAGACAGCAUCCACCCAGGGUGGCUCAUUGUUCACAACGAGGUGGACUUGCUUCUCUCCUUCAUCUGCCCCACCUGA
Molecule: messenger RNA, 1521 nt
Organism: Orycteropus afer afer
Lineage: Eukaryota; Metazoa; Chordata; Mammalia; Tubulidentata; Orycteropodidae
Product: NXPE family member 3-like
Exons: 5
Coding region: 1-1521 (506 amino acids)
Source: RefSeq, a predicted model, not a curated record